Desarmillaria tabescens is the source of this 1113-nucleotide messenger RNA. RefSeq lists its product as uncharacterized. The transcript has a single exon. The record is from RefSeq and is a predicted model, not a curated record. Lineage: Eukaryota; Fungi; Basidiomycota; Agaricomycetes; Agaricales; Physalacriaceae. Bases 481 to 789 code for a protein of 102 amino acids.
AAGAAGCAAAUCUCGUGGCUGUCGAAGGAUAGAACCAAUGGCCGUCUGACGGUGUCACCGCCACCUUCUCAGUGGCGGCUAUUCUCGAAUGUAGACGAUUCUUGCCAGCUAAUAACUGCUCUUCAAAGACAUUUAAUAGGGCUCGGCAGUGACGCUCGUUUAGGUCUCAGAUCUCGGGUGCUGGUAUCUAUCUUCUAGCCACAUAAUGGAACAUACUUUGCAAUUAUCUGUUCUGACCCUGUCUCGCGUAAGUAUAUUUAUCCACUAUCGCGUUGACUAUUGAUUUUAGAAUAUCAAGACGUCAUCGAGAGAGACUAUGGAUCCCAAGCAAUUCGAAGGCGUACCAACUCUCCAUGCGAAGGUUUUUCUGACAUCAACAUGACGCCUUGCUCCACCUCCUUCGAUUCUUAAAAGAUUCCACCCUUCUGAGCAGUCCCGCAUCGUUCUCCUGUACCAACUAGUACUGGGCUCAUCCUUACCAUGGCCCAGCCCAGUGAAUUCGAAUUCGACGCCGCAUCUGAAUCUUCCCGUUCUCCAUCGCCUGUUCCUCAACGCAGGAUCCGCCGUCGCAACCAUCGUCGAGGUAACAACGACCAAAACUUGGGAGAUGGUGGUGGGGAAAGCCUCUCAGGUUUGGGGGGAGCUGUGAAGGGAGUAACAGGUGGUCUGGGAAAUCAGCACUCUGGCGGCGGGAAGAACACCUUAAAACUCAGACUGGAUCUCAAUCUCGCCGUGGAUAUUUCAAUCAAGGCGAGGGUGCAUGGUGAUGUUUCGCUUUCGUUGCUGUAAGUAUAUUCGGUCACUUGCUUGGACGCCAGUUCAUUGAUUUGCUAGCGGCUGAAUUUCAUUUUCAUAGUGCUUGAUUUUCAUUCGAACAGUUCGCGGUGUUGGUCGAGUAAUUAAAUAUCGGACGUUGACUGAUGCAGUAAAGAGAGUAGCUUACGAUGGUUAAAAAAUACAAUAUAUGGCCUACAUAUCCCGAUAGCCAUACAUACAUCUAUUUUAUCGUUUUUCAUCCACUACGUAUGAAUGGAAAGAAUGGAAAGAAAAUCAAAGGAUUAUGCCAAUGGAGCAUCUACUUACGGAGUUGAAGUUGUUUACGGUACGUCUGAU